UCAGCCCGGAGCCAGGGGCCGGCGCGCUCCGUGCUGCCCGGGCGCUGCGCCCGGCCGGGGCUCCGCUCUGCUGGCCUUGGUUUCCCCAGCUGUCAACUGCGCACCUGCGUCGGCAGCCGCAGAGGCCCUCCCAGCCGCGGGAGCCUCUCGGAUUCGCUGUCUCGGCCCGGGGGGGCCGGGGCGGGACUGCGGGGCUCCCCUCCCCUCCGCUCCCCCUGCUCUCCUUCCUCCUCCCCUCCGCUCCCUGCGCGCUCGCCGCCUCCCGCCCGUGCGCUCGGCUGUGUGCUCGGAGGCGCGGGCUCCGCGGCUGGCGCUCCGGCACCUGCAGAGCUGCCCCUCCCAACACGGGGAUGGGGAGCCGAAUCGUGGGGGACUCAGCAGGCAGAGUGCACGGCAUGCUACGGGGAGUCAGACAGCGGCUCACCCUGGGGCCGCCUGGGACACACAGAGCCCUGGCUCUAAGUUCCUGACACUCCAAGGUCUCCCGCAGAAGACCCGGUGGGACGGAAGGGGACAGGCCUGGGGCAGCAGCGCAGCCAGGAGAAUCCUGCACUCCAGGGUCAGCUGGAGAUCCCCGCCGCUGCGCCAUGCCGGGCCCAGGGUGGCCUGCCACCAGCCCGGCCACCGUGCCCAAGUGGCCAUGAACGGCCACAGCCACAAUGGCAGCGCGGGGCGGCCGCUGGGCAGUGGGCCCGGUGCGCUGGGCCGCGAACCCCCGGACCCCGAGGCUGGCCGCCCCGCGCAGCCCCCGCACAGCCCGGGCCUGCAGGUGCUGGUGGCCAAGGGUGAGCCCGCCCGGCGGUCCCCCAGCAGUCCCCGCGGGCAGCCCCAGGACCAGGCGGAGGAUGAGGAGGACGAGGAGGAGGAGGAGGACGCCGCCGGCCGCCCGAGGGCCGUGGGGAAGCCGCCUGCUGCGGGCCACCGCCUGGGCCACCGGCGCGCGCUCUUCGAGAAGCGCAAGCGGCUCAGCGACUAUGCGCUCAUCUUCGGCAUGUUUGGCAUUGUCGUCAUGGUGACAGAGACAGAGCUGUCCUGGGGCGUCUACACCAAGGCGUCUCUGUAUUCCUUUGCCCUGAAAUGCCUCAUCAGCCUGUCCACCGUCAUCCUGCUGGGCCUAGUGGUGCUGUACCACGCCCGGGAGAUCCAGCUCUUCAUGGCGGACAACGGCGCGGACGACUGGCGCAUCGCCAUGACCCGCGAGCGCGUCUUCCUCAUCUCGCUGGAGCUGGCGGUGUGCGCCAUCCACCCGGUGCCCGGCCACUACCGCUUCACCUGGACGGCGCGGCUGGCCUUCACGUACGCGCCGUCGGUGGCCGAGGCCGACGUGGACGUGCUGCUGUCCAUCCCCAUGUUCCUGCGCCUCUACCUGCUGGGCCGCGUCAUGCUGCUGCACAGCAAGAUCUUCACCGACGCGUCCUCGCGCAGCAUCGGCGCGCUCAACAAGAUCACCUUCAACACGCGCUUCGUCAUGAAGACGCUCAUGACCAUCUGCCCGGGCACCGUGCUGCUGGUCUUCAGCAUCUCGUCCUGGGUCAUCGCCGCCUGGACCGUGCGCGUGUGCGAGAGGGAAGACAUGUACCAUGACAAGCAGGAGGUGACCAGCAACUUCCUGGGGGCCAUGUGGCUCAUCUCCAUCACCUUCCUGUCCAUCGGCUACGGCGACAUGGUCCCGCACACCUACUGCGGGAAGGGCGUGUGCCUGCUCACCGGCAUCAUGGGAGCUGGCUGCACCGCGCUGGUGGUGGCGGUGGUGGCCCGGAAGCUGGAGCUCACCAAGGCCGAGAAGCACGUGCACAACUUCAUGAUGGACACUCAGCUCACCAAGCGGGUAAAAAAUGCCGCUGCUAAUGUUCUCAGGGAGACGUGGCUCAUCUACAAACAUACCAGGCUGGUAAAGAAGCCAGACCAAGCCCGGGUUCGGAAACACCAGCGUAAGUUCCUCCAAGCCAUCCAUCAGCUCCGGAGCGUGAAGAUCGAGCAGGGGAGGCUGAACGACCAGGCCAACUCGCUGGCCGACCUGGCCAAGACCCAGGGCCUCAUGUACGAGCUGCUGUCGGAGCUGCACGCCCAGCAUGAGGAGCUCGAGGCCCGCCUGGCCGCGCUCGAGGCCCGCCUGGACUCGCUGGGCGCCUCCCUGCAGGCCCUGCCCGGCCUCGUCGCCCAAGCCACGCGGCUGCCCCGCCCGCCCCGCCCCCCGCACCCCAUCUUGGCCAUCACGUGGCCUGGCUGCCACUUGCGCGACUGUCCCAGGAGCCCAGCAGUCCCCUGGGGCUCAGGACCAGGAGCUGGGCCUGGCUGGACCCGGACCGAGGGGCGUCCUCCGGUCGCCGGCGGAGCACUGCGCCUGGCCCCUGCGGUGCGGAGCACUGGGGAGAGGUCCUCACCGGUCCAGUGAAGCCUGUGCGUGAGCCGCACACGGGGGCGCAGCGCCCGGGGCCCGGAGGACGGCAGUUCUGUGACUGUGACUGAGACUGCACUUGCCUGGAGCCGCCCUCAGCUGGGGCCAGCUCCUCGGAGCCGGCGAUGCCAGCGCAUCUGCAGCCGCCCGGCGGAGGACGCGGCCUGGCCCUGGCCAGAAGGCCGCAGCAGAUAACUGAGACUCUGGAGCCCGCCCCGCGUGGGCGGUGACGCGGCUGAGGGGUUGUCCGCCUGUCCCGGCGCUCCAGUUGCGCACCCGCUGUGUGCAAGGCCUGUGGUAUAAACUGCAAGCUGACGUCACAACACGGCCAGGGCAGGGUGGAGGCGGGAGGGGGAACCGAGGCUUAGCGGGCAGAGCCACUUGCCCAGGGCCACACAGUGCAGAGGGAUGGAGCCAUAGGUAAGUCCAGAUGGGGAGCCCUGGGCCCAAGGAGGACCUCCAGCAGGGCCUGGUGGCACACACUUGUAAUCUCAGCACCUGGGAGGCUGAGGCAGGAGGAUCACCACAAGUUCGA
This is a messenger RNA of Chinchilla lanigera (long-tailed chinchilla), 2933 nucleotides long. RefSeq names its product potassium channel, calcium activated intermediate/small conductance subfamily N alpha, member 1 (gene Kcnn1). NCBI's taxonomy places the organism in Eukaryota, Metazoa, Chordata, Mammalia, Rodentia, Chinchillidae. The record is from RefSeq and is a predicted model, not a curated record. Gene Ontology annotation, molecular function: small conductance calcium-activated potassium channel activity; calmodulin binding. Gene Ontology annotation, biological process: potassium ion transmembrane transport. Gene Ontology annotation, cellular component: plasma membrane; neuronal cell body; neuron projection.